Cynocephalus volans (Philippine flying lemur) is the source of this 3709-nucleotide messenger RNA. It is a transcript of the gene ZKSCAN2, whose product is annotated as zinc finger with KRAB and SCAN domains 2. The coding region runs from base 658 to 3567 and encodes 969 amino acids. The record is from RefSeq and is a predicted model, not a curated record. Gene Ontology annotation, biological process: regulation of DNA-templated transcription. Gene Ontology annotation, cellular component: nucleus. The transcript has 7 exons. Lineage: Eukaryota; Metazoa; Chordata; Mammalia; Dermoptera; Cynocephalidae.
AGCUCGAGGAGUCGGUCGUCGUCCCCCGGGAGGCUUUGCUUCGUCCCACGGCUUUUCUCUCCGCCCGAGCCGAGCCGCUUUGCGGACUUUUCUCGGCGUGCGGAGCCUUUCUGAGGACAGCCAGGGGCCUGGAAAAGCCCGGUGCUGGCCUCGGACACCGCCGACCCCCUCAGCGGCCUGGGCGCACCGCCGUGACCCGCGCCCGGAACCGGGGGCCGAGCGGGUCCUGCACAUCCGGCUCCACCCACUCGGGGCCUCGCCUCCCCGGAGUCGCCCCCAGGGUACCCGACACACCCACUCCCGGCCGGCCCGGCCGUCUGCCUCCUCCCAUCUUUCCCUCAGUCCGCCUAAUUCCUCCCGGUCCCCCAGCCUCCUUGUUUCUGACAUUGCACUGAAAAGGAUUUACCCGGGAAACCACAGUGCGGGGACACUUCUUUGGAGAAGAGACAGGGGUUUUGCACCUUAGGGGACGCAUUCACCUUUCCAAGGGCCUAGGAUAGAUUUGAUUAAUCAGCCCGGAGUACCCUGUUCUCGCUGACACUGCCGUUUCUACCGCCCUACCUUCCCACACUUCUGAGAACAUUAAGCAAGGAGUGCUUGGAGACUUAUUUGGGCCCCCACUUUGAGCUAGACGUGAGGUUGACCCCCGAGGUGAACAUGGCUGCAGUCCUGGACCCUCAGAUCGACGCGCCCCUGGAGGUUGAGGGAUGCCUAAUAAUGAAGGUAGAAAAGGACCCCGAGUGGGCAUCAGAGCCCAUUCUGGAAGGAUCGGAAAGCUCUGAGUCUGAGACCUUUCGCAAAUGCUUCAGGCAAUUCUGUUAUGAGGAUGUGACUGGACCCCAUGAAGCUUUCAGUAAACUCUGGGAACUUUGCUGCCGGUGGCUGAAGCCAGAAAUGCGUUCCAAAGAGCAGAUCCUUGAGCUGCUGGUGAUUGAGCAGUUUCUCACCAUUUUACCCGAGCAGAUUCAGGCUUGGGCACAGAAACAGCGUCCGGAAAGUGGAGAGGAGGCGGUGGCCCUGGUAGUACAUUUGGAGAAAGAGACUGGAAGACUAAGACAGCAGGUCAGCGGCCCUGUGCACUUGGAGAAGCAAGCCCCACUCGGAGCAACAUGGGAGGUGGAAGAAUUUCAGUCAGAGCGGGUGGAGACCCAACCCAGGGUAGUGUCUCGGGAGGAAGCUGGAAGCCUACACUCAGGACACCAGGAACAGCUGAACCAAAAGAGAGAGCAUUGGCCCUUACCCAAGAAUGCUCGGCCCUCUCCCUGGGUUCCUGCCCCUUCUGAUGAAUGGAACAAUAUCGAUCAGGAAGUGACAACCACACAUCUUCCUGCUGGGUUCCAGGAGCCAGUGAAAGAUGUCCACAUGACAAGAGGUUUUUCCUAUAAAAAGAAUGUGCAUCAGAUUCCUGCUCACAGAGACCUGUACCGGGAUAUCAGGAGGGAGAGUGUUGGGAACGUGGUCUCCCUGGGAAGUACAGUGUCUUCAUCUAACAAGAUAGCCCAGUUGGAACAACGAAAGGAGCCAUGGACUAUAGGUCUUCAUUCCUCUAAUAAGAGGAAUCUCCUGCGAAGCAACUACAUCAAGGAAAAAUUAGUUCGUGCUAUUCAGAUCCCAGCAAGGAAUGCAGGAAAAACAUGGAGAGAGCAGCAACAGUGGGGUUUAGAAGAUGAAAAAAUAGCAGGUGUGCAUUGGAGCUAUGAGGAAACUAAGACUUUUCUUGCAAUUCUCAGAGAGUCUCGCUUUUAUGAAACACUUCAGGCUUGUCCCCGAAAUAGCCAGGUAUAUGGUGCUGUAGCUGAAUGGUUGCGAGAAUGUGGCUUCCUCCGAACACCAGAACAAUGUCGGACCAAGUUCAAAAGUCUCCAGAAGAGCUAUCGAAAAGUGAGAAAUGGCCACAUGCUAGAACCUUGUGCCUUCUUUGAGGACAUGGAUGCUUUGUUGAACCCUGCAGCCCAUGCUUCAUCCUCUGAUAAGCCAAAGGAGACGCUAUCUCUCCCCAGACUAAAGAGAAAGGGUGUCAGUGCUAAAGAACAGAUCAGUUUGGUGGAGGAGGAGGAGGAAGCCGCAGAAGAAUCUGAUGGUGAUGACAUUGGCAUUGAAUUUAUCCGCAAGUCUGAGAUUCGUGGUGCCCCUGUCUUGUUUCAAAACCUGAGUGGUGUGCACUGGGGCUACGAAGAAACAAAGACUUUUCUUGAUAUCCUCCGUGAGACUCAUUUUUACGAAGCACUUCAAGCCUGUCAUCGGAAGAGCAAGUUGUAUGGGGUCGUGGCUGAACAACUUCGAGAGUGUGGUUUCCUCCGAACACCAGAACAGUGCCGAACCAAGUUCAAAAGCCUUCAGAAGAGUUACCGCAAAGUGAAAAAUGGCCAUGUGCUUGAGUCCUGUGCAUUUUACAAGGAGAUGGAUGCUCUGAUUAACUCUCGCACAUCUGCCCCUUCCACCAGCACCCCAGAAGUCCCAUCACCCUCAAGGCAAGAAGGAGGGGGUAUUGAGGUUGAAUCCCAGGAACCUACAGUCUGGGAACCUGAGGAGACCUCACAGGAGGCAAUAAUAGAAGAUUCUGGAAGUGACAGAAUGAGUGAGGAGGAAAUAGUACAAGAGCCACAGUUCCAGCAACCUCCAUGUCUACUGCAAAGCUCAAAUGACUUUGAAUUUGGAAGUAGUAUCAAGGAGGAUCCAACACAGGUAAUAUACAAGGACAUUGAGCACCAUAGGGCAUUAAUAGAAAAGUCUAAGAGAGUUGUUUCCCAGAAUACUGAUUCCUGUAAAUAUCGCAAAAGGGAAUGCAUCUCAGGAAAACAGUGGGAAAACCUUCAAGGAACUCGACAGGGAAAGCUGAUGUCUCAGCCUAGAGAUUUAGGGAAAGCUGCAGUGCAUCAAAGGUCUUUCAUGGGGAAGAGACCCUGCAGAGUUCUUAAAUAUGGAGAAGGCUUUGGAAGGAGUGCUCGUAUUAUGUGCCGAAUGACCCACCAGAAGGAAAAUCCUUAUAAGUGUAGUGUGUGUGGGAAGUGCUUUGGUAGAAGCAGGAGCCUAAUCAGACACCAAAGAAUCCACACAGGUGAAAAACCUUUUAAAUGUCUCGACUGUGGGAAAAGCUUUAAUGAUUCCUCAAAUUUUGGUGCCCAUCAGAGAAUCCACACAGGAGAGAAACCAUACAGAUGUGGAGAGUGUGGGAAAUGCUUUAGUCAAAGCUCGAGUCUUGUUAUACAUCAGAGAAGCCACACUGGCGAGAAGCCCUAUCAAUGUGGAGAGUGUGGGAAAAGCUUUACCAACAGCUCUCAUUUCAGUGCCCACCGGAGAGUCCACACUGGAGAGAAUCCCUACAAAUGUGUGGAUUGUGAAAAAAGUUUCAAUAACUGUACAAGAUUUCGAGAACAUCGGAGAAUACACACUGGAGAGAAGCCCUAUGGAUGUGCACAGUGUGGCAGACGUUUCAGUAAAAGUUCCAUUCUUACCAAACACCGGGAAGUUCACGGGAGGGAAAAGCUUCUGCCACACCCUCCAUCCGUGUAUUCCCCAGAGACCCCACAUAAGGGAAAGACUGAUGAAUUAAGGAAAACUUUUUGAUGAUGAUCUCUUCUCUUCCUAAAUGUUCUUUUAGCCAUUUUAUCCUAAUCUCAUUUUGGAGGCAAUCCUUUUAGCUAUAAAGUAUAAUUCCCAAGAUUAAUUUGAGAAUGUAAAUAAACUAAAGACUUCCAUCCUGUUCUCA